Gymnodraco acuticeps is the source of this 5949-nucleotide messenger RNA. RefSeq names its product serine palmitoyltransferase 2-like. The record is from RefSeq and is a predicted model, not a curated record. Bases 204 to 1916 code for a protein of 570 amino acids. NCBI's taxonomy places the organism in Eukaryota, Metazoa, Chordata, Actinopteri, Perciformes, Bathydraconidae. Gene Ontology annotation, molecular function: serine C-palmitoyltransferase activity; pyridoxal phosphate binding. Gene Ontology annotation, cellular component: serine palmitoyltransferase complex. The transcript is spliced from 12 exons. Gene Ontology annotation, biological process: ceramide biosynthetic process; sphingosine biosynthetic process.
CCGGUAUCUAGUGUCUGUAUUUUCAGGUUCCAUAGUGUGGGUUCGGUGUGUGUGAUGCAUGUGUGUGUUGGGCGUGUGUGAAAGAGUUUGUAGUGUGGUUGUAAACGUUCCCAGCUCGGAUACUGUCACCGCCUUGCACCGCAGGCAGGCGCAGUGUUCCUACAUGCAAGUUACCUUAGCGGCUCCACAAUCGUUGGCCAGCAAUGACCGAAAGCCCCAGCACCAAGCCAGCGAACGGGGACGUGUGUCAGCGUGUGAAGAACGGACUGAAGCCGGAGAGAAACGGCUUGGCGAAGAGCCUCUACCGCUGCCAUGAGAAGAAGUCCAAGCACCACGGCCAGCCCGAGGAGGAGGAGGAGGUCAAUGCAACAUCGCAUCAUGGCGUCCCGUACUGUCGGCCCUUCGUUGAGUCUUACGAGCAGACGCCCAUGCUGCCAGCCGUCUUCACCUACAUGAGCUACGGCAUUCUGACCAUCUUCGGCUACCUGCGAGACUUUCUCCGUUACUGGAAGAUCGAAAGAUGCAACAUCGCCGGGGAGAAGGAGGAACAGAGGGACUUUGUGCCCCUCUACCAGGAUUUCGAGAACUUUUACACCAGAAACAUCUACAUCCGUAUCAGAGACAACUGGAACCGGCCCCUAUGCGGCGUGCCAGGGGCCACAAUGGACUUGUUGGAGAGGACGUCCCCCGACUACAACUGGACUUUCGUUCAAUCAGGCCGGGUGUUGCAGGAUGUGAUUAACUUGGGCUCCUAUAAUUACCUGGGCUUCGCUGAGAACAAGGGUUUGUGUGCUGAUGCUGCAGCCGAGAUCACCAAGAAGUACGGCGUGGGAGUCGCGAGUACCAGACAAGAGCUUGGUAACCUGGACAGACACGAGGAGUUGGAGAAGCUGGUGGCCAGGUUCCUGGGCGUGGAGUCGGCCAUGUCUUUUGGGAUGGGGUUCGCAACCAACUCCAUGAACAUUCCAGCGCUGUCUGGCAAGGGCUGUCUGCUUCUGAGUGAUGAACUGAACCACGCCUCUCUGGUCCUGGGAGCCAGACUCUCCGGGUCCACCAUCAGAGUCUUCAAACACAACAAUAUGCAGAGCCUGGAGAAACUGCUGAGGGAGGCCAUAGUUCACGGGCAGCCCAGGACCCGAAGACCAUGGAAGAAGAUUCUCAUUGUUGUAGAGGGCAUUUACAGCAUGGAGGGCAGCAUAGUGCGCCUGCCAGAAAUGAUUGCUCUGAAGAAGCGCUACAAGGCCUACCUUUACCUAGACGAGGCCCACAGCAUCGGAGCCCUGGGGCCUAGAGGCAGAGGCGUGGUCGAUUACUUUGGCCUGGACCCCUGUGAUGUGGACGUCAUGAUGGGAACAUUCACCAAGAGCUUCGGUGCUGCAGGGGGAUACAUCGCGGGGAAAAGGGAGCUUAUUGAGUACCUGCGCUCCCAUUCCCACAGUGCGGUCUACGCAUCCUCCAUGUCUCCACCUGUGGUGGAGCAAAUCAUCACUUCUAUGAAGUGCAUUAUGGGAGAGGAUGGCACAACGAUAGGCUGUGACCGUGUGCAUCAGCUGGCAAAGAACGCAGUGUAUUUCCGCAGGAAGCUUCAGAAGAUGGGCUUCAUCAUCUACGGAAACGAGGACUCGCCUGUUGUACCCAUGAUGCUCUACAUGCCCGCCAAGAUAGCAGCGUUUAGCAGGGAGAUGUUGAAGAGGAACAUCGGGGUGGUGGGGGUGGGCUUCCCCGCUACGCCCAUCAUCGAGUCCCGGGCACGCUUCUGCAUCUCCGCCGCCCACACGAAGGACGUGCUCGACAGGGCGCUGAGUGUCAUCAGUGAGGUGGGAGACCUUGUUAAUCUCAAGUAUUCCCGGCAAAAGAUACAGCCGUCUGUGGCGCGGUUCUUCGACGAUAAUGUGUUCGAGGACAUUGACGACUGAUUCCUCUCCUGAAGCGGCGUGAACCUAACAAACCCGGAACACUCGGAACGGGUCGAGAUGGAUCACAAGUCUUCCACGAGGACCGAGGUGUGCACAGGUGCCCCUUGUCACUAGCUUGCCAUAACGUAAAUCAUCCGCAUCAAAUGGGACACUUAAAACUAUUUUUUUCCUGUGUAGUUUUUGUUAGUUAUUUUUUUUAUCAUUUUGUGUCCAAUAACAGGUAGUUAUAUGUCUGCUGUGCUUGUAACAUUGGUCAUGUUUAGGGUUAGGGUUAGCCAUAUGGUUGCGUAUGUGAUGUGGACAAAUGCCAAAUUUGAAAUGGAAAAUGUCAAGUUUCCAUACAAAUGUAUCCAUCUUUAACUUUUAUGGGUAAAAAAGGAUGACUUUUAAACAUCAAUAAUACACUUUCAUCGAGUAUUGUUCAGAUCAGUGGUUAUCAACAUUGGCUUGAAUCAGAACACCCACUGGUUGUUCGUACAGGAACAAGUUACUGAUCACAUUUCCUCUUUUUUAAUAAAAAAUAUCAUACAAGGUGGAUCCAUUUUUAGGAUAUAUUAACAUUAUACCCAACAUCCACCUGGCAUUAUUUUCAGACUUGUUAGUGUGGCAAUGCUCACUCUACCAGGAAGCUACUAGUUUUAUAAGUAAACACAGGUAGAACCUGUUCACAUUUUUAGGGGACUAGUCUAAGAAGCACUGCUAUUGAUACUUUUUUGCUCUUCAACCUGAUUAAGUACACAUUUUUAACCAAUGCGUUUGACAUUGGCUUGUUACUUAUCUUUCAUUCUAGAGUUGAAUUGCAAGAUCCAUACCACACUUUGGCAAUAUAAGGCGUUGCUAAUUGUAACCCCAAAAAGAAACAGUCUCUGCCUGUAACUCCUCAUGAUACCAUAUUCUGAUUCCGAUUCUUUAUAUAAUGGCAUCUCGUCGGAAUUUCAAACCAAGCAAGGCAUAUUCCCAAUAAAAGUUAGCAAUAUUCCCAAAAACACUUAGCAAUUAGCAUCCAUAAACUACUGCUUGACAACUUAAUUUAUCUCAGCUGAACCAAGUCUGUUUCAGUGCAACAAUGCCAAAAUGGAAAUGGAGCCAAGUAGUAGUGAGCCUGUAAUUAGCCAUAUUAGCUUAGUGUUGGAUAAUGAAAAGCCCUACGCUGCAUAACUCCAACAAUCUGGUACAGCUUCUUAAGUCCAAUCUACUUGGCAUUAACAAAAUCUGUAUUCAUUUCAAAUGCAAGAAGAAAACAACUUUUUUGUGGAGUGAAGCUCAGCUAAUCCAUCAGUCCCCUUAACAUUUCAUUGCAUCCUUUUUUUUGGUAUUUUAAUUAUCUAUUUCGAUUAUUUUGUUGAAUUUUUUUAAUUGGGAAUUCUUACUAAUGAUAGUAUUUUGCAAUUUUCAGUGACAACAUUUGAGUUGUAUUAAAAUAACUUAUAUCCUACUACUUCAAAAAUAGUGGAUAUAAUUUCAAAAGUGAUUGUAUCAGCUGUCACUGGUUGAACUAUAAAAGCUCUAUUUUAAUAAAAAUACCAGUUUUCGUAAACGCUAACUUUGUAAUCCAUAUUGAUUCUAAUAAGUCAUUUCUACAAAAAAUGAAAUGCGAACAAAUACCCAUUGAACAUUUAAAGACAAAUAAAACCAGAUUUGCCUGUUACACAUGGAUUUGGCCCUUUUUUUAAAAGACAGAUGUCCAAUAUAUAUAUAUAUAUAUAUAUAUAUAUAUACUGUAUAUAGUCCAGUUGGCUUUCAGAUUUGUAUUUUCUAUCUAGGUCGGUAUCAGGAUAUGGAAAAAUAUACCCCUAUUAUAAUAUUACUAUUUUUCAACAAUAUAUUAUAGGUGUCAGGUGUAAACAAAACAUGUCUGGAUUUGAGUUGUGUUUGAAUUAAAGAUAUUUUCAUUUCCAUCCUAUCACCUGGGUUCUUAUUAGUAUUAUCAUUGCUCUUUGUAUGAUAACAUUGUCUUAUGUAAGAGAGAAAGCUUUGUUUGUGCGGUGACACAGAUGUCAUUAACAUUUCCAAUAAGUGUUUAACUAAGGAUGUGUGUGAUUGCUUGCAUGGUUUCCCGGUAUUAACGCGCUGCACUUUUACCUUGAUUUCUUUUUUUUUACACCUGUCUUUUGAGCUCUGGGUUUAUCUUGGCAUUUUUGUGACCAAACUUGCAUGCAUACAUGCAUACAUUCAUACAUUCACACUUGCAUCCACGCAUACUAAUAAGCAUUGUGUAACCACUCGUUCCUCAUAAUUACACAUGUACUGUAAUAAUCAGUCAUGAAGCUGCUCUGCACCACAGCCCGUGCUCAACAAUAUACAGUACAGUAUUCUUAUGAAUGUUGACAUAAAAAUCUACUUAUUUCCAGAGAAAGUUAAUAUAUCUGUCUGGGUUUAAGGAAGGUUUUCUUUGCCUUCUUCCAUAUCAGUGUUUAUCUUAAUCCUUUUUUAUUUUCUUACUAGAAAAUACCUAAAUUACAAAUGAUUGUCCAUAAGCUAAAAGUUACACAUGUAUGUUGUUGCAGAUUAUCAUAUUUUGUUGAAUUGUUUUAUGUUUGCACACAGGAAAGCCAUGAAAUCAUACUAAAAGCAGGCAUUUAGACUAUAUUUUGAUAUGAAAGCAGAAUAAUGUAAAGACCCAAGACCUUAUGACCUGAUGUCUUAAUAAUGCUUUUCUUAAAGGGACAGUGCAGACCUUUUUGAAAUGGGGUUUGUAUGAGGAACUUACCUGAAGUAGGUUGCAGGUAGAUUUUUUUAAGAUGCUAAAAAAACGUUCUAUUCGGUGCCAAUCCACAGCCGCACAUUGCUCGCUUCUGUGCUAUUCUGUUUCUCCUGAGGCAUGUCAUCUGCUUAAGGUAUUAGAGUGGUACAGGAAUAAGUCUUCCUCUUACAUCGUCUCGAAGUCUACGUUUUUUUUUUUCUUGAUUUUGGUUAGAUGCCAGAAUUAAGGUCUGUGGUUAACUCAAGACUUUUAAGUUUUGUUUCGAGAACAUAAAAUACGUUAUCAUAUACCCAACUGGUGAAUGUCUGAAGCUUCUAACUCUUAAUAACGGCCGUUGCUAACAGUCGGCUAAAUGAGACUAUUAAACGCAUCACGUCGAACAUUAGCUGCCUUUAGCUUAGCGGUGGUGACACACAGUCAUGUGACCGUGAUGUGUAUAGCCUAACAUAAGCUUUUUACCUCUAGUGAUUGCAUUGAAACUUCAAAAAUCAUAAAAGUCUAGAUUAUUACAAAACGUGUAAAAUAAACUGUUAAUUUGCCUCAUCUUAUUUUCUGCAACAUUCAAAGGAGCCCUUUUGAUGAUAACUUCUAGGUUGGCCUACAAAAAUACAUCACUGCAUCAUUCUAUAGUACACUGAUUAUGGAUAAGUAGCGCACAACCCCAUUUCAAAACAUCCAAUGUAUCCUUUUAAUAAAAGUACCUUUUCAGAACAAUAGGUACUUCAUAAAAAAAAUCGUCUCAUGUAAAACAUUCUGUGCCCUUUCUGAAUAAUACAGUGUGAUCCUUCACUGAACCAUUUAACGGUUUUGGUCUUAAAAGUGAUGUACUUUAAAAGGAAAACUUUUCAGCUUUGAUGUAAAAUGGAGAUAAUCCCGGUAUUUUGUACAAAGUUUAUAUUGUUUCAUUGCAAAGGAGCUAAUCAGAAUACUUUGUUUACUAAAGAGAAACCUGGAAAAGAUGGUUAUCACUAUUACUGGCAGCUUGUGUUGAGUGUGCCAUUAAUAGAGGCGAGUUACCACACAUCAGAGAUCAUUAUUUUCUGAUAUAGUGCCUUUUGAAGCAUUUUCUAACAGUUUUGAUUAUAUUAAGUGUCAUAACGUUGAUUGCUCAUCUUUUACAGUCUUUGUUUUAUUUUUACUACUUUGUCUUCAACAGUAUUUAUAACUAGUGCUGGGUGUGUUUUCCGUCGACUUAUUGCAAUGCAUUUGAUUAUAGAAAAUGCACUAUUUGCCACAUUUUCAGCAAAUUAUUAACAUGUAAAGUGUCACCCAUGUUCAUGAUAUCAAUAGAUCAUUAAUAAACAAUAAAAAAAUGCUGUUUUGAAUUUC